AACAAUGUCACAAAAAAGUACAUAUCCUUCAGGUGCAGAAAAAAGGAAGAAGAAGAAAGUGGAAGAGGAGAAAAAAUGCCAUGAUAAAGGAGCAUUGUUAAAAUACUUUGGAGGCACAGAAUCAGCCCAGAGCCAGUCCACAUCCUCAGGCUCAACUGUGAGUGAUGAAUCAGGUCCAUCUCCAUCCUCUACAGUGCUCUCUCACACACCUCCAUCCUCUGUGCCCACUGUCCCCUCCAUGUCUGAAACCACAGCUGAUUUAUCUACAACUUCCACCACAACGUCAUCUUCACACCAUGGACCAUCAUCAGCUCUGCCAGUUGACCCAGCUGAGUGGCCUUCUUUCCUCUCAGAUUCAGACAGGACUGAGCAGGUGAUCAGAGGACCACUGUCUAUAUUAAGGAGAACUUUUCAUUCCCCAAACGGCAUGAUGGCCGAAGUUUUCAUUAUCAUUAUACCUACAGACAGCUAG
Molecule: messenger RNA, 472 nt
Organism: Entelurus aequoreus (snake pipefish)
Lineage: Eukaryota; Metazoa; Chordata; Actinopteri; Syngnathiformes; Syngnathidae
Product: mucin-5AC-like
Exons: 4
Coding region: 5-472 (155 amino acids)
Source: RefSeq, a predicted model, not a curated record